This is a messenger RNA of Carica papaya (papaya), 3206 nucleotides long. Lineage: Eukaryota; Viridiplantae; Streptophyta; Magnoliopsida; Brassicales; Caricaceae. The record is from RefSeq and is a predicted model, not a curated record.
CCACAGAGAAACAGAAAAACGAAAACCAGAGAAUUUAUUCGAUAGACGUAAAAGCCACCGAAGAGCAAGAGCGCGCGCGCGCGCACAAGCUAAUGAUCCUCGCAUGAAAUCUGCAAAUUCUCAUUUUCUCCUUUAAGCCUUGGAACCAAGCUUAUUUUCAUCCACGAUCUUUCUGCCGCGCGAAUUCUUUACUAGUUUCCGAUUAUUUGGCUACUCAACGUUCCAAUUUAACCCAAUAUGAUUCAAUUUUGCCGUUUAAUCCAUUGCAAUCUCAUGUAAUGUAGGAAGUGAACUGAGCUGUUUUUGAGCUGAUCAUUGUUCAAUGGAGGUCGUCUGUGGGGCUCCUCUCGCGUUUUUUUAUUGGCAUUUGGUGAUUCCUAGGGGUUUCUGACGAAGUUCAUGAGCUGUGACUUCUGAUUUCUGACGAGCGGUUUAGCAUUAUGCUUAUGCUUUCAAAUUUUAGAGUGGGAGGUUGGUGAAAUACGAUUUUUGAAUGGGGCAACGUUGGAGUUUCUGUUUUGGUAUGCAUUACAGUGGGGCUGGUCGAUGUUCAUAUGGGUAUUUCAUCAACGCGUGGGCCAGCACCUUGAAUGGCUGAUUCUCUGAGAAGUGGUCUCGUCGAGAGGGAUAUUGAGCAGGCCAUAACAGCACUUAAGAAGGGAGCGUACUUGCUAAAGUAUGGUCGUAGAGGGAGACCAAAGUUCUGUCCAUUCCAUCUCUCAAAUGAUGAGUCUACAUUGAUAUGGUAUUCUGGCAAAGACGAGAAGCAUCUUAAAAUCAGUCAAGUUUUAAAGAUUAUUCCUGGACAGCGUACUGCAAUAUUCCACCGAUAUCCUCGUCCUGAAAAGGAGUAUCAGUCGUUUUCACUUAUAUGCAGCGAUAGGUCCUUGGACUUGAUUUGCAAAGACAAGGACGAAGCUGAAGUUUGGUUUGUUGGUCUGAAGGCAUUGAUUUCUCGUGGUAAUUUCAGCAAGUGGAGAAUUGAUAUAAAAAGUGACAGCACAUCGUCAGAAAGUCCGAAAACUCGUAAUAGAAUUGGUCCUUCAUUUGAAACACCAUUUGAUUCGGCAGAUGCUCAAGGAAAUCAAGUGCAUUCAGAUAGUGUUCCACAGAACAGACUGGGGAAGGCUUUUUCCGACGUGAUAGCAUUAACUGCACCUGCCAAGGGUUCCAAUCAGACAGAUGCAGUUGCUAAUUCCAGUAGCUCAUUAUCACAGGGUUCUGUUGAGAAUUCAAAUUCAACUUUUCGAACUUCUGUGGCUGAGGCUGCUCGAGUGAGUUUAUCAAGUGCUGUAAGCUCAUCAAGUCAGGGUUCAUACCGGGAAGACUUUGAUGCUGUGGGUGAUGUUUUCAUUUGGGGAGAAGGUUUUGGCGGUGGAGUGCUUGAUGGUGAUGGACAAAGAGUUGGAAAUUUAAAUAACUCCAAGACAGAUGCUCUUCUACCAAAGGCAUUAGAAUCAACAGUGUCUCUGGAUGUUCACAAUAUUGCAUGUGGUAGCAGACAUGCUGCGUUGGCUACCAAAAAGGGGGAGAUCUUUACUUGGGGGGAAGAAUCAGGAGGCAGGCUGGGGCAUGGUGUAGAAGAAGAUGUUAGCCACCCAAAGCUCAUAAACACUCUUAGCGGCUUGCACAUCGAGUUAGUGGCAUGUGGUGAAUAUCACACUUGUGCAGUUACCCUCUCCGGGGAUCUUUAUGCAUGGGGUGAUGGUACUUACAACUCUGGUAUGCUUGGGCACAGAAGUGAAGCAAGUCACUGGAUCCCUAAAAAAGUGGGUGGCAUCAUGGAGGGUAUACAUGUAUCAUAUGUGUCCUGUGGACCUUGGCAUACAGCAGUUGUGACAUCUACAGGCCAGUUGUUUACAUUUGGAGAUGGAUCGUUUGGCGCCCUUGGCCAUGGAGAUCUAAGCAGCACAGGAAUUCCACGAGAAGUAGAAACUUUGAAAGGGUUACGGACAACAAGGGUUGCUUGUGGUGUAUGGCACACUGCUGCGAUUGUUGAAGUAAUAAUUGAAUCACCUAGUUCUGGAGCUACCAGUUCCACUAGUCACCUGUUCACAUGGGGCAAUGGCGAUAAAGGCCAACUUGGACAUGGUGACAAAGAACCUAGACUUGUUCCUGAAUGUGUCGAUGCAUUCGUUGAUGAAAAUAUCUGCCGAGUUUCCUGUGGACAUAACCUUACUGUUGCUCUGACAAAUACAGGUCAAGUCUAUACGAUGGGGAGUACCGUUCAUGGACAGCUGGGAAGUUCUAAAUUUGACGGGAAGUAUCCUACUCAUGUUGAAGGUAAAAUAGCAGAUAAUUUUGUGGAAGAUAUUGCAUGUGGUUCUUACCAUGUUGCAGUGUUUACUUCCAAAGCAGAAGUCUAUACCUGGGGAAAGGGUUCAAAUGGACAAUUAGGCCAUGGAGAUAUGGAUGAUAGAGAUACUCCUACGCUUGUUCAGUUUUUUAAAGAUAAGCAAGUUAAGAGUAUAGUAUGCGGAUCUAAUUUUACAGCCAUUAUAUGUCUCCAUAAACGAGUAACUAGUGCUGAUCAUUCUAUAUGCUCCAGUUGUCGUAAUCCAUUUGGUUAGAAGAAACGCCAUAAUUGUUACAACUGUGGGCUAGUUUUCUGCAAAGCAUGCAGUAAGAAAUCCCUGAAAGCUUCUUUGGCUCCAAGCAUGAAUAAGCCAUAUCGAGUGUGUGAUGACUGUUUUGUCAAACUGAAAAAAUCAAUGGAAUCUAGUCUGGCUGGACGAACUUCUAAAGUUAAAAAUGGGAACAAGCAUCAUAGAUCUGUUGAGCCAGCAGAUAAAGAAAUUCUAAGUCCUGGAUUACUUGCCCAACUCCCUAGACCAUCAUCUGCUGAUUCAGUCAAUCACUCAGAAAGUAGGCGUCUCAGGAGUGAUUCGAGAGUAGAAUCAAAUGAUCGCAUUCUCUUGCUUCCUAUGAAUGGUAAUUUUCAGUUGGGGUGCUUUUUUCCAUGUCAAGCAUCAACUUCUCCAGUUGGAACUGCAAAAAAAGUUUUAUCAAUUACCAUUCCUAGUUUGACAAUGAGUUCUCGGUCCACCUCUCCUGCGUCAGCAAGAUUUACACCUCAGUCUUCUGAAUCAAUCAGUGAUAAUUUGAAGCAAAUGAAUGGCACUUUGAGCCAAGAAGUCAAAACUUUAAAGGCACGGGUAUGUCUAUCAGAAACACUAAUAGCUUCUUCUUUCAAGUACACCUUUUAA